Papaver somniferum (opium poppy) is the source of this 1529-nucleotide messenger RNA. RefSeq names its product vacuolar protein sorting-associated protein 26B-like. The transcript is spliced from 12 exons. Lineage: Eukaryota; Viridiplantae; Streptophyta; Magnoliopsida; Ranunculales; Papaveraceae. Gene Ontology annotation, biological process: intracellular protein transport; retrograde transport, endosome to Golgi. Bases 149 to 1054 code for a protein of 301 amino acids. The record is from RefSeq and is a predicted model, not a curated record. Gene Ontology annotation, cellular component: retromer complex; endosome.
GUCUUCCAUCAUCGAGAAGAAACCAAACAGAAACAGAUCCAAUAAAAGAUCGAAAAUCAAAUUCCCCCAAUUUCCUUAAAAUCCCCCCCGUCGAAUUCUACAAACAAGAAAUCGGCUUCUGGAUUCACUCUAUUGGCAUUAACAAAACAUGAAUUUUAUAAUUGGAGCAUUUAAAGCACCUUGUAACAUUUCGAUCACAUUGUCUGAUGGAAGAACUCGUAAACAGGUUCCAUUGAAGAAGGAAAAUGGACAAACUAUUAUGGUUCCUCUAUUUAAAAGUCAAGAGAACAUUAUAGGAGAGGUUGCUAUAGAACCAGUUCAUGGGAAGAAAGUUGAACACACUGGGGUUAAGAUUGAGCUUCUUGGUCAGAUAGAGCUUUACCUUGACAAGGGAAACUUUUAUGACUUUACUUCUCUAGUCAGGGAACUUGACGUGCCUGGUGAGAUGUAUGACAAAAAAUCAUAUCCGUUUGAAUUUUCAACUGUUGAAAUGCCAUAUGAGACUUACAAUGGGGUAAACGUAAGGCUCAGGUAUGUUUUGAAAGUGACUAUCAGUCGUAACUACGUCAACAACAUUGUUGAAUAUCAAGAUUUGGUGGUUCGUAACUAUACACCGCUUCCACCAAUCAACAACAGUAUUAAGAUGGAAGUUGGAAUUGAAGACUGCCUGCACAUUGAGUUCGAGUACAGCAAAAGCAAGUAUCAUUUGAAGGAUGUGAUUAUAGGCAAAAUAUAUUUUCUUCUUGUGAGAAUCAAGAUUAAGAAUAUGGAGCUUGAAAUAAGGCGGCGAGAAUCAACAGGAUCAGGGCAAAAUACGUAUGUUGAGACGGAGACCCUUGCGAAGUAUGAGUUGAUGGACGGUGCUCCAGUUAGAGGGGAGUCUAUUCCAGUAAGACUGUUUUUGAGCCCAUACGAGCUGACACCUACAUACCGCAACAUUAACAACAAGUUCAGUGUGAAAUACUACUUGAACCUCGUUCUUGUAGACGAAGAGGACAGACGGUAUUUCAAGCAGCAAGAAAUAAAUGUAUUUCGCCUCUUGGAAAUAUCUUGAUCGUUCCAGCUUUGACCAGUGGUCGGUGUUUAAUUCAGAUUACAAGAACAACACGAGGAGAGACACAAUAAUUGCUUCUUCAGUAGUAAGAAUGAUGUGAUCGUUUUAAAGCAAAUGUUAGUUACUGUAUAUUUAAUCAAAGGGCGUGGUUGAUUGGGGAUUAAUGUUUCUCUUGGUUUGUGGUGGUGGUGGUGCUCGGUUUUAACACGAUGAGGAAGUGAGUACUUGGACAUCCUCGCAAAGCCUUAUGGGGAGAAUGUGGUCUUGUGCUUCAGUUUGUUUCAAUGGAGUUUGCUGGGGGAUCUUGUCGUGGUUGUAUCACAUUUUAUCUUUUCCCCUUCUGAGAUUACAAACUAUUACUACAUAUCUUUUUUAUUUUUGAAACAAGUAUCUGUGGCUAGUUUGUUAGUAAAUACUUAAUACUAUUCAUUUAAAAGGCGAAUGAAGGUUUUAAAGAGAUCAACAAAUUUUUGAA